This is a messenger RNA of Lachnellula hyalina, 858 nucleotides long. It is a transcript of the gene aflN, whose product is annotated as Cytochrome P450 monooxygenase. The transcript is spliced from 2 exons. Gene Ontology annotation, molecular function: monooxygenase activity; oxidoreductase activity, acting on paired donors, with incorporation or reduction of molecular oxygen; heme binding. Lineage: Eukaryota; Fungi; Ascomycota; Leotiomycetes; Helotiales; Lachnaceae. The record is from RefSeq and is a predicted model, not a curated record. The coding region runs from base 1 to 858 and encodes 285 amino acids.
AUGACUUGGUGGAACAAUCGUCGGAUGCUGCAAUAUAUACAUCGCGAGCUAGAUUCACGCUUCAAAACUAAGCAUACGCAAAGCGAAGUGACAAAGAAAGUUCGCAGCAAGACGAUAAUUGACCUCGCCUUGGUUAACUACCUGAUUGGAAACACGCAAAAUAACUCCACCAAUGCUAUGAAUACCAUAUUUCGAGACAUCUCCACAUCCCAGAUAAGAACCUUCGUCUUUGCUGGCCAUGAUUCGACCAGUAGUACCAUGUGCUAUGCUUUCCAUCUUCUUUCGAAGCAUCCCACAGCCCGCCACCAACUCAUUGCUGAACACGAUCGCAUGAGUGAAAACCCAAACCUCCUAAACCAACUUCCUUACACUUUAGCUGUUAUCAAAGAAGCUCUACGGUUAUACCCCCCAGCAUCAAGUACUCGGAGUGGCGAGCUAGGCCAUUUCAUAUUGGGAUCCAAUGGUGUUCAACUCCCUACGGACGGGUUUCUCGUCUGGUCAAAUGCAUAUGCCAUUCAUCGCGACGAAAAAUACUGGCCUGAACCUGACAGUUUUCUUCCUGAGCGUUGGCUUGCAAACGAGGGUGACCGCUUAUAUCCUCUGAAGGGCGGUUUUCGUCCAUUUGAAUUCGGGCCUCGCAAUUGUAUAGGACAAGAGCUGGCAAUGCUAGAGCUGAAAAUUGUACUAACUAUCACAGCGCGAGAAUUUGAUAUCAAGAGUGUGUACGAUGAAUGGGAUAGGCUGCAUCCUACCAAGGCAUUGAAAACGCUGAAUGGAGAUAGAGCAUAUCAGAUCCUUUCCGGGUCUGCUCAUCCAAGCGAUGGGCUUCCGUGUCGAGUAACCUCAGCCACGCACUGA